UUUUUUUUUUAACGACUGUGAUGGGUUCUUAGUGCUUGAUGUGAGAAAAUAUUGGAGGCACAGGAACUGCAAAUGCAUUCACAAUUUGAUUUACAUUACCCUCCUUCCAGAGCUGUUUCUCGCUUGUAAGACACUUGGUAAAGCCGAAUCCCUCGUGUUUGGAGAGCAGGAUUGUUCUCAGAGAUUUACCGUAGGAGUUUAAACUUCUGAAAAAUCUGUUUACAAUGUGUCUGAACUGGAGCUUAGAGGACACAGUAGAGACUGUUAUCUGUUUACUGCUCAGAUAAGGAGGUGGAAUAGAUUGCUGGCCUGUUUCUGAACUCUGCUUAAUGAAUGGUUGCUAGGCAAAUUGCAUCUCAAUCAGCUUAAUCCUCAAGAUGUCAUUUACAGGUCUGCUCUUUGUGAGGGCCAGAACCGUGCGCUUUCAAACUGCACAGGCCAGAAAUUGCUAGCAAAGCAGCUUAGAAUAGCUUGUUCAAAAAUUCAGUGUACAUGUGCUGCUGAGCUGCCCAAUUUAAAGUGCCUGUUGUCGCAGGGCCGUCACUGCCUGGCCAUGCGCGAGAUGAGGCGUGCAGUGAUAGACAGGAGGCAGCAGCAUCCUUAGCACCGUUUCUGGAUCAGCACAGCCCACACCACCACGUUUUGGCACUGGAUUAACGUGAAAGAAAGCGUUUCUAAAUGGGGACCGCACUGCUGACGUGAUGAAAGGGGACACUACACAGAAAAUGAGAUCUGCACAGUAUCCUACCCCAGCAGAAUUGGAUGCUUAUGCUAAGAAGGUCGCCAACAAUCCACUGACUAUAAAAAUCUUUCCGAACAGCGUCAAGGUUCCCCAGAGGAAACACAUACGCCGUACUGUGAACGGACUCGAUACUUCGGGCCAGAGGUACAGCCCCUACCCGUCUCAGGCCACCACCAAAACGGGCCUGCUGGCCAUAGUCAAAUCCCCAGCGAAAGGAAUCAUCAAGGACUUUGACGGGACGCGCGCGCGCCUGCUGCCGGAGGCGAUGAUGAACCCCCCCUCCACGCCCUACGUUGCACCAAGCACUUUAUCCCACCCCCAGGCGCUCGCUCGCCAGCAGGCUCUCCAGCACGCACAGACUUUGCCGCACCCCCAGAGCAUCCCGCAGCACCCUCAGGGUAUUCCACAGCCACCCAGCUUACCGCACCCUCAGGGGAUCCCGCAGGCGCUGCCGCACCCGCAGAACAUGCAGCAGCCGCAGGGCUUGCAGCACCCUCAGAGCAUGGCACACCAGACCCUGCAGCACGCCCCGAACGCGCUGCUGCAGCCGGGUUUACACGGAGGCAGAAAGAUGCCGGAUGCAGACGCGCCGCCGAAUGUGACCGUGUCUACCUCAACCAUUCCCCUCUCUAUGGCUGCCACCCUGCAGCAGAACCAGCCACCGGACCUGAGCAGCAUUGUGCACCAGAUUAACCAGUUCUGCCAGGCCAGAGCUGGCAUUAGCACUACCUCAGUGUGUGAGGGACAGAUUGCAAACCCCAGCCCUAUAAGUCGCAACCUGCUUAUCAAUGCAAGUACCAGGGUAUCUACUCACAAUGUCCCUACACCCAUGCCUUCCUGUGUAGUAAACCCUGUCGACCAUGCUGCUGCUGCUAUUCCUCCUGCCUCUGUUAAUGUGCCCAUGGUCAAUAUUAACAGGGUGCCACCCGCCUACCAGAACGAAAUCAAAUCGGUUGCGUGGAACCAGCACCAGCUUGCGCAUCUGCAGCAAAUGUGUGGGGAUGCUGCUGGGCCUGCUGGACUCGCAGGGAAGCACCCUCAGAGAGAGAUUGCAGGGCAGAAUUUCCCUGGCAAAACUUCCAACUACCCUCAAGAACUGUGCAUGGGCCAGUCCUUCAGCUUGAAGCCCCCCAUCGAGAAGCCUACGCCUUCUCCGCCUGUGAACGGGUUGCAGGGACCUUUGCCAUAUACCAAUGGGCACUAUUUCCAGCCCCUCUGGAACAACAUUCUGCCCACGCCCAACAGUGACAGCUCUGGGUCCCAGGACCUCACCAUGCCUUUCCAUGGGGGACAGCCAGCAGGAGCGACGCUGGAUUGUGCAGGAGGAACUCAUUACAGAGCUGGAGCUGGCCCAUCCAGCCAGAAUAAUGUGAUGCAGACCAUGGAUUACCUAAGUGGGGACUUCCAGCAGUCCUGCUUCCGAGACCAGAGCAUGGCCGUGCUGGGAAAAGUCCAUCGGCCUCCCAUGAACCGAGCACCUGAACCAACCGAUAGUCGAAAUCUUCAUAUUCAACACCCAGGGUAUAGAUAGGCUGCAGUCACUUUCACAGACAAAAAAAAAAUACAGGUUUUAGUCUUAAUUUUAAUUAAUAAGCAAGGCAUUUUUAACUUGCAAACUUGUGUGAUCAUUAUAGUACCCAUUGGAAGAAGACAUACUGUAUAUUUAAAGAGCUUUGCUUACAUGUUAUCUCUCUCCUUUAUGCAUCAAAUAUUUAACAUGCCUUUUGUGUCAAAGAAUUUCAUUACACUACUUCACGCCACAGCUGUUUCCUCGCCGCAGAGUCUCCCUUUGUGCAGCUUUGUUUUUUUGCCUUCUCCUCGCUGGACUGAGGUUGAGUUGCUGCAGGGUUUUGCAGCCACAUCUGUGCUCCAGCGAGGGCGAGGUUGUGUAGCUGCUUCCAUUUCCAUCUCAAUUUCCUCACAAGAUUAAGAGCAACAGAAUUUUGUCAGGGAGUAGGGCUUGUUUUCAACUCAAAAGCCCAUUUCAUUAAUGCAUUAAACAUUGACCAUUUGCACUGUCUAGAGGCCUGUGUAAUUGAAAAAGAGCCUACAUUUGAAAAGAGCCUGCUAGGGGUAUGUGUUUAGGCUUUAAUAGAGGGAGAAGCUUUUCAGCUGUUUCUUGCCCAUGUUUAUCAUUUAGACUUUGUCCAAAGUCAAAAGUCUCUGGCCAAUUUUUCUGACUCUUUCUGUUUCUGGACAGGGUACGAGGAGGGGAAUGGCAGGUUUGGGAUGAAGGCAGCCACAGGGAGCUGCCUUUCUUCGUGUUCCCCCUCCCCACUGCCCUUCCAGCUGCCUCAAAGCUCACGUUGUCUGAAUCCCUCGCUGCUAGGAGUCUGGCCAGCCUCGUGUGAAGGGAAUCCAGACCCACUGACAACUCCAAAAAGGGUUCAGCCACUUCUCUGGAAGCUGGAAUUUCUGUCAGGGUGAGGAGAUGGAGCUCAGCCCGUCCCCGAGCGCGGUGCUGUUGGUCUGAAUCAAAGCUCCUCUCACAAGCCACUGUGGGAUUGACAGUCCCCUGUUCCUCUCCAUCCAAACACCCCAGCGGAUUUAAUGGAACAAUUCUUCUCCCUGGGAAUGAGCAAAGCUGUUUGCAACAUCCCUUUUUCCCAGGGUCUCGGUGCCUAACUCCUUCUGUUCCCUCCCCACGUCACUUCCAGCAGCCAGUUGAGUCAGUGACUGUAGGACACUAACUGGGUAACCUCAGCAUCUUGUUCUCUGUGUACCAAAACAUCCCUUUCCUUCCUAACAGCCGAAUUUAUUGUAAGUAGAAAAUUCCUCAUCUCUGUUAACGAGACUAAUACUUGAACAUAAUGAUCACAAUCAAGUUUGGAAAUUAAAAAAAAAAAAGAAGAAGAAGAAAAUGUUUAAAAAAAUAAAUGCAUUGAUUCUUUCUAUGUACACUGGCUAAAAAAUAUUGCUCUACACUGUAACUUUUAAGUGUAAUAUUUCUGUAUGAAUGUCGCCUGGUAGUGUGGGUUUGAGUAGCAUUGUGUAUGGGUGAACCCACUGGCCUCUGCCAUCCACUGGCCUCCCUCACAGCCCUUGGAAAAACAAAGCCUUAAGUAUUUGCUCCUUGAACUUUCCUUAAUGAGCAUGGUUUAAAAAAAAAUCUUAAAGACAUCAUACAAAAUUAAAAAAAAAAAACUAAAAAAAAAGUUUUGAAGUGACGUCAUAGUUGGCUAGAGAUUCUUAAAAGUUUUUCGUAAAUGGGAAAAUUAGAAAACAUUUAUUUGUAUUUUUUUAAUUUAGAAUGUGUAGUCCUGGGCUGUAACAAAUAUUUAGGUUUCAAAGCUUAGCAGAGUACGUUUCUGACUCCUUGCGUAAGUUAGUACACUUAUGUCAUUAUUUAAAUUCUUUUAAGUGUACUAUAACCCGUUCUUUAGUGGUAACUCCUGAGCAAAGUUAAGCAAUUUGACUAAAGACGGAUUAAAUUAUGUGUUGGCUUGUGUUGCCUUAUAUUUAAAAAAAAAGGAAAAAUUGCCUGAUUGUGUUAUGCCAAAUGAUAGCAACAUGAAGUCCUAAUUUAUUGUUUAUAAUCGUAUUCCUGCAGUCUUUGUGAAAACUGGUAAAUAUACAUCUAUGAAAGAACGAAAAUCCUGAGGCUUUUCAUGCAAUAUUUUUCUGAAUCCAUUCUGUUGGAGCCAGAGUUCGAGUCUGAAGCUGCUUCCCCACUGUCACCCCGUCGUCCUCCCUGUCCCAAACCCAACCCCAGCGAGGGCUGUGCUCUGACCUCACCCCUCCCUGCCCAGUCAGUCACUGGAAGGUGUUCUGCUCCUUUUUACUAAAUAAAACCUUGGCCUCUCCUCU
Messenger RNA from Lonchura striata (white-rumped munia), 4549 nucleotides. It is a transcript of the gene FAM222B, whose product is annotated as family with sequence similarity 222 member B. The record is from RefSeq and is a predicted model, not a curated record. Lineage: Eukaryota; Metazoa; Chordata; Aves; Passeriformes; Estrildidae.